This is a messenger RNA of Venturia canescens, 3600 nucleotides long. RefSeq lists its product as uncharacterized. NCBI's taxonomy places the organism in Eukaryota, Metazoa, Arthropoda, Insecta, Hymenoptera, Ichneumonidae. The record is from RefSeq and is a predicted model, not a curated record. The transcript is spliced from 2 exons. The coding region runs from base 885 to 1877 and encodes 330 amino acids.
AACAAAGUGUUUCCUCUUAGUAUUUGCAAUCGGAAAAAAGUAUUUGGAAAUAACAAUAAUAAUGAAAAUAGUGGAAUUCAUCGGCGUUAUUCGUCGCAUACGUGGCUCCAGAUUUCUCACCUUCGAGUGGCAGAAAGUGUAAACACGUUUGUUUUGUCGACGACCUCGUAUUUAUUUUACCAACUUUGUACGACUAGUGAAAACUCAUUUUUUUCAAUAGUGCCUCAUACCGUGCUUCAUUUUUUCUCAGAAUAAUAGCUUUUGGUGCUUGUGAAAUUUUAUUCGUUCGAAAAACGUACGCAAGACGAUCGUCGGUCACCGCCGCUUCGAAGUGAUGUCGAAUAUCGAUCGAGCGAUCGAACACUGCGCUUUGACGGUGUUCCAAUUAUUAUUAUUAUUAUCAUAAUCAUUUACGAUUUUUUGAGUGGAGAACCACACGUGAAAGAGAAUAAUGUGGCUCGAAUUUUUCGAAUGUCAACAUCGAAUUCUCGGCGAUUGUUCAAUGUUCGUAGUUUCGUGGUGUUAUUCGACGGAGACGUAAGCCAAUGGUUUUUUACCGCAAAAUUGUGUUUCGAGCGUUCACAUUCUGGUUCGAUAAUUCGCUUUGAAUUUCUAUGAAAAUUCAUCGAAGCGUCAGGAAUUUUUUAAGGAUUGACGUAUACUAAAAUUAAUUCAUUCGCAUUUAAAAGAAAACGACAAGAAAAUUAAGCAGAAUCUUACGAAGAUCGUCACAAAAAUAUGUCGACGCGUGGAUCGAAAAAUUCAAAAAAAGGCCGAAUAUUAUUUAGCGCAAAGAUAAUUUCCGGAAUAUUCGUCAAGUAAAAUCGGAAUAAUCGGAAAACAUGAGCGAUUCUGAUGAGAAGCGUCCAACUCCCAGUUCGUGAAUGGAAAAAAACACCACAAUGAGAAAAAAGAAAGAAAAUCUGGAAAUAAUACGAGAAACGUUUCUCGAAUUGAAUUUGAAUUUCUUGAAUAAGGGAAGCAGUCUCGAGACGUUGAAAUUCGUUGUGCGGGACGGACGAGUGAAAAAUGGUACGAAGAAAGUCGCGGGGCAAUUGCCGAAACGAAUAAUCAUUGGGAUUUUAUUGUCAAUGUUGUUAGGAGCGCUAGUGGAAAUGGGAAUUCUGGGAAAAAUGAAAAAAUACUUUCUAGAAAGGAGGUGUUUGGUGGGAAAUAAUUAUUUAGUGUGGGAACUAACGAGGCCUGUGUCGAGUUGCGAUUUUUGUCGCGACGUCGAUGCGGCGCUGGUUUUGCCGAACGUGACCAGGAGUCAAUUUCAAGGCAACGCUUAUUCUUCGCGUCCCAUUAUCGUGAAAAGUGCAGCUUCUCAUUGGCAGGCCUCGAAAAUUUUCAAUAUUACGUUUUUCCGAAGUAUUUACGAAAACUUUGAGGACGCUUACAACUCGAUCGACGAAGAGUGUCAAUUUCUGCCGUUCAAAUCAGACUUACAAAAUUUGCGCGAUGUUUUGGAAAUGAGCGAUAAACGUGCCGCUAAACAUCCGGGUGAAGAGUCCUGGUACGUUGGAUGGAAAAACUGCCAUCCUGAGAUUUUAAAAAUUUUAAAUACUUUCUACGAUCCUCCACAUUUUCUACCGAACGACGCCGAAGUUCCAGCAACCAAUUACAUUUUUCUCGGUUACGACGAAGGCGCCGUUAUGCACCUGGAUUACAUACCUCGACUCAUGUGGCAAGGUCAAAUAAUCGGGAGGAAAACAUGGACCGUGGCGCCGACACCGGAGUGUGAACACGUCUGCAAAACAUUUAGUUUCUCCGUCGAUACGGGAGAUGUCGUACUGUUGGACACAAGAAUUUGGUACCACGGGACGCGUGUCGAAGAUGGACUGCUUAGCUUAACAAUCACCUCGGAAUAUGGUUGAAUUUUAAUUCAAUUUUUCCAUCACUUUUUAGAGGAGCAUAAUUGUUUUCAUAAAUUAAAACACUUCGAAUCGGCGUGUAGUUUUUUUUGAUAAUUAUUCGAAACGUAGUCAACGAAGUUGACCGUUUCGCUAACUAACAAUAACCGGAAAAAAUUUCGCGAGUCAUUGCCAAAGCAAAAAAAUUUGCGAAUUUCGUCGUGUCUCAGAGUUCAGAGUCCAUUAACUCGAGAAGUUUCGCUUACGAUCUAAAUAGUGCCAAUAAAAUUGCGAUUUUAACACAUGAAUCGAGACAUUUGUUAUUUAGCAUGAACUGUUGCAGGAAUUUAAACCGAUACGAAUGGUCUAAGAUUGUGGUAGUUGCUCAAUAUACUUCCAAUUAAAAACGACAUUAUUCCUAACGGUUGAAUUUUUUGUUAUUCACCAUCUUGGUGAUGAGCCAUAUGAAAUGGUGCCAAGUAGCUUACAUUGUUAGUUAAUUUUUUUACUGUUCCGAUAGUUCAUUGUAUGCCAAAAACGAACUGACAUGUCGUUAGAAAUUCGUACUAUUCCAAAUGAAUUAUAAAAUAUUCCAUUAAUAUAUGAAUUAAACUUAGUUCAGGGUUUUAUUGUUUGAAAACUUGUUUUUUUGUGAUAAUUUUUAGCACAAAAUGAAUUUGCAGUCGAUUAUUCCACAAUAUUUUCAGAAAAAAAUGAAAAACACGACAUUUUUUCCCCAACUCGUACACGUGCCAAAAUAAUGUUAGAGGAGAAAAAUGAGCAAUGUUUAGAAUGUCGCCAUUGUGUAAAGACCACUGUCUGAUUUUUAAACCCUCGUUGAAGAACCACCUUUUUAUUAUUAAUUUAUCCGAUGUUGAUACAAAAUAUUACAAAAUGGAAUAGAAAAUAGGCACGAUGCAAAAAAUCACGAAAAUCAUGUGAAUAUAUAAAUAAAUAAAUGAAAUUUAAAUUUAAAAUGGUUCCAUUCGGAGGGAAAAUAAAUUCGAAUGUAACUUCGAAAUUUCAAUGGCAAGCUCAAUAUCCAAAAGCCACAAAAAUGUUGCUACGCUCAAAUGUCCUUUCUCCCAUGAUUUUAUAUGUAUGAAUAAAUUGAUAUUUAAAUAUAUACCUCCAAAAAAUAAUACAUAUGAUUAAUUAUACUUGAUUUUUCGAAGUUUAAUUUAUUUAAUAAAAAUUAAAAAAUACAUUGAAAAGAUUGAGAAAUAUUUAUUUAUGUGUUAAUUUGCUCUGUAAUAGAAUAAUAUACAGAGAUGCUUUUGCAAGUGAGGAAAUUGAGAGAUUUGAUAGCAGGUCGACGAGAGAUAUCGAAAAGAAAAUUUUCAAAUGGAAAAAAAAGAUUAAACUCUUCGAGCGCUGCCACACUUUUAUGUAUGCGAUUAUGAAGUUUUUUCCUUUAUUAUGAAUACAUGAUUGCAUGAUAAAAUGCACAAAUAAAUAAAUAAGCGAAUGGAGUCAUUUAUUCAUCGGUAGAAACGGUUGGAAUGAAAUUGCAAAAAAAAAUUAUGAGAAUUGUUCCAGGUUCACAUAAACACGACUUUGUCAUUUUUCUUUUGCCUUGCACUGUGUAAGUGUGUGUGUGUUUUUCAUCACUUUUAUUUCUGCGCACAUUCAUAAUUUUAUUCGCAGCGGCACGCAGUAAACAGCAGAAUAAUUAUUUGCAAUACAAAUUUAAAUGUAUAUCGUAACAAUGUACAGUUAAAUUAAACGACUAAUAUUUGCCUAUCGA